Messenger RNA from Bombina bombina (fire-bellied toad), 2816 nucleotides. RefSeq names its product cryptochrome circadian regulator 2 (gene CRY2). The coding region runs from base 379 to 2097 and encodes 572 amino acids. Gene Ontology annotation, cellular component: cytoplasm; nucleus. NCBI's taxonomy places the organism in Eukaryota, Metazoa, Chordata, Amphibia, Anura, Bombinatoridae. The transcript has 12 exons. Gene Ontology annotation, molecular function: FAD binding; DNA binding. The record is from RefSeq and is a predicted model, not a curated record. Gene Ontology annotation, biological process: entrainment of circadian clock by photoperiod; negative regulation of DNA-templated transcription; circadian regulation of gene expression.
ACAGCGCAGCUUCCCACGCUCAGUGACCAACCAUACAACUAGUCUCAGCUGUCCCCAGCUCAUACACAUGGCCGCCACGUGACAUCCCUUGUACCCGCCCAUGCCUCCAGGUGCUCGCCAAUCAGCGUGCAGCGUUGUCGUGGGAUGGAGCUUUUGGUCUCGUGCUUGAGCUUGUGGAAACACAUAGCAGAGAGAGAACCCUCAGUCUGAGCCUGCCAUCCUGGGACUGUGGUGGGGGGCAAGGGGCAGAUAGGUAAGAGACUGAGUGCAGGUACCGCUGUGAGGUAGAGGAGAGAGCGCUGAAGUGAGAGACCGUUAAGAACCUGAAGGACAAAGGGAAGAGACAUCUGAGGAGAGACUUGCGAACCAAAGCAAACAAUGGAACAGCAGGUCAGCUCGGUACAUUGGUUCCGGAAAGGGUUGAGGUUGCAUGAUAACCCGGCACUGCAAGCAGCCCUGAGGGGGGCAACAUCUCUGCACUGUGUCUAUAUCCUGGACCCCUGGUUCGCAGCAUCCUGCUCUGGAGGUAUCAACAGAUGGAGGUUCCUCUUGCAGUCCCUAGAGGAUUUGGAUAGCAGUUUGAGGAAGCUGAACUCUCGCUUGUUUGUAGUGCGAGGGCAGCCGGCUGAUGUCUUUCCCAGGCUUUUUAAAGAGUGGGGUGUCAACCGCUUAACCCUUGAAUAUGACUCAGAACCCUUUGGAAAGGAGCGGGACGCAGCGAUCAUGAAGCUAGCCAAGGAAGCUGGCGUGGAGGUCAUUGUGAAGAAUUCACAUACACUCUAUGACCUGGACAGGAUUAUAGAGUUGAAUGGCAACAGUCCGCCACUCACAUACAAGAGAUUUCAGGCAAUCAUCAGCCGCAUGGAUCUUCCCCGAAGGCCAGUACCCACCGUUACACGCCAACAGAUGGAAACAUGCCAGACAGAGGUCCAGAGCAACCACGAUGAAACCUAUGGGGUACCAUCCCUUGAGGAGCUUGGCUUCCCUGCUGACAACCAGUCUCCUGCUGUGUGGCCUGGAGGGGAAUCUGAGUCUCUGGCCCGUCUAGACCGUCACCUGGAACGUAAAGCUUGGGUGGCAAAUUACGAGAGGCCACGAAUGAAUGCCAACUCGCUCCUAGCAAGUCCCACAGGUCUUAGCCCGUACUUGCGCUUUGGGUGCCUGUCCUGCAGACUCUUUUAUUACCGACUUAAAGAGUUGUAUCAGAAGUUAAAAAAGAAUAGUCCUCCCCCACUAUCCCUUUAUGGGCAGCUACUGUGGCGUGAAUUCUUCUACACAGCAGCCACAAAUAACCCCAAAUUGGACCAGAUGGAGGGGAACCCUAUCUGUGUACAGAUUCCAUGGGACAAGAACCCUGAGGCUCUGGCUAAGUGGACAGAGGGAAAGACUGGUUUUCCCUGGAUUGAUGCCAUCAUGACACAGCUACGGCAAGAGGGAUGGAUACACCAUCUUGCAAGGCAUGCUGUGGCCUGCUUCCUAACCCGGGGGGACCUGUGGAACAGCUGGGAAUGUGGCGUCAAGAUUUUUGAUGAGCUGCUGUUGGAUGCAGAUUUCAGUGUGAAUGCCGGCAGCUGGAUGUGGCUUUCGUGCAGUGCUUUUUUUCAGCAGUUCUUCCAUAUUUAUUGUCCUGUGGGCUUUGGCAAACGGACAGACCCUAGUGGAGACUAUGUUAGACGAUAUUUACCUGUCCUGAAGGCUUUUCCAUCCCGCUACAUCUAUGAGCCAUGGAACGCACCAGAAUCUGUGCAGAAAGAAGCCAAGUGUAUUGUGGGUAUCGAUUAUCCCAAACCAAUCGUAAACCAUGCAGAAUCAAGCAGGCUGAACAUUGAGCGCAUGAAACAGACGUAUCAGCAACUGUCCUGCUACAGAGGGCUUUGUAUUCUGGCAUCUGUCCCAUCAUGCACCGAAGACCUCAGUGGUGCCCUUACACAUACUGCCUCUAGUCCAUGUAAUUCUUCAGAUCCAGCAUCCUCAAAACAGUCUCUGUGUGAUUUCUCCUUCCCUAAACGGAAACAUCAAGGCUCAGAAGAUGAUCCAAAUAAAAAGCCAAAAGUCCAGACCCUACAGUUUACUGAAUGGCCAUCCAAAGAUUUCUAAGCGUGGGAUUAUAGCGCUGCAUGCGCUCGCAGACCAUAUCGAGCAUGAUGGGAGACCCGUAUUCUAGUGUGCGCUCCAAGGAUUGCUGAUCUGCCUCCUCAUGGAUUGAAUUACUGAUUUGAAGAGAAAAUACAUUUUUUAUCCCCCAUUACCCCACAUUGAUCAAUGCAAAAGACAGAAAUCCAAGUACAGUCCUGAUUGCACGGUCUUCAUACAGUUUUACGAAGAUCACCUCUUGUGUAUUCGAAGCAUGAAGGGUGAUUUAGUGAUGAUACCAAGUGUUGGGGCACAUUUGUUAAUCCAUGGCACUAAACUAUAGACCACAACAAAAAUAUUACAUAUUCCUGCUUUUAUUGAUAGGCUGCAGAAUAUUCCUACUUAUCUAGGUAUAAAACACCUGCCUGGCACUUGGAGCACUGGAACCUAUUGAGCCAAGUUCCAAAAUAAAUUAAAUAUUAUUUUAAAGCAGCUUGCUAUCUUAGUGCACCUUAAAAAAAUCUCUAAAAUUGUUGUCAACAUGACCAAUAGAGCUUUUGCCGGCAGUGGCAUAUGUAAUAUUUAGAGCAGUUUCAUAAGGUAAUUUUUAAAUUAUUUUGUAUCUUUAAUGAAAGCCGAAGUGUUAAUAUUGCAAGAUAUUGGAAUGAAACCACUGAAUAUUAAUAUGUAAGUGCUUUAUGUAAAUAUGACAGUAUUCUUAUCAUAAAAUAAUUUUAAACAAU